Neolamprologus brichardi is the source of this 2469-nucleotide messenger RNA. It is a transcript of the gene lgalslb, whose product is annotated as lectin, galactoside-binding-like b. The record is from RefSeq and is a predicted model, not a curated record. NCBI's taxonomy places the organism in Eukaryota, Metazoa, Chordata, Actinopteri, Cichliformes, Cichlidae. Gene Ontology annotation, molecular function: carbohydrate binding.
CGUCAGCAGACAUCCACCCAUUUCAGUGGAGCAGAGGGAUCCUGCGAGGUGACUGUGCUCUCUCUCAGGCCAAGUCAGACGCGAGGACCCAAGAAUAGGAGCAGUACUGGAGCAGGAACAGGAAUAUCCUCCUGAGUCAGUGCCACGACGCUGACAAACCACGCUCCCCGGCAGAGCUGCCUCUGCUCCGAUAAUCAGCAUCCUAUGCUAUUCUGCUCAAGAUGGCGGUGCAGGCAGCGGAGAAGGACGGAGUAGUGUUGAAGAAUGUGGAAGAAGACCACCUGAAUGACUCGCUGGGGAACCCCGGCCUCAUCUCACCUGACAAGGAGGAUUUAUCACGCCUCCUGACGGUGCCAUUCAGCGGGCGUAUCCGGGGGGGCAUGCGGCCGGGGAAGAAGAUAAUAGUGAUGGGCAUCGUGGACCUGGAGCCAGACAGCUUUGAUGUCAGCCUGACCUGCGGACGUGAUUCAGAGAAAGGGGAGCCUCCAUUUGAUGUGGCCCUGAAACUCACGGCUCGUUUCACUGACCGUCAGUUCCUUCGCAGCGCUCGGGUUUCUGGGAAAUGGACAGAGGAGGAGGCGUCCACUGUGUAUUUUCCCUUCAUCCCCGAUCAGCCUUUUAGGAUUGAGAUCCACUGCGAGCACCAGAGGUUCCGGAUAUUCGUGGAUGGACACCAGCUCUUUGACUUUUAUCACAAAGUAAAAUCUUUGCCCUCUAUCGACACAGUACGAAUACAAGGAGACCUACAGAUCACCAAGCUCGGUUAACUUGCCCUCUGACCAAUUCCCGCUCCGCAAGUCGUGUGUGAAGCAAGGACUUGAUCACACAUGACCACACACACACGUGCGCCUGUUACAUCAUCAUCCAUAGCCCAUCGUACAGCACUGCAUCAGCAUAGUAACUGGAUCAAAGUUUUUCUGCUUCGCUGUUUCUUCUUCUUCUUCCUCUUCUUUAUGUUGAACCAGGAUCUGAUGUGAUGGUGCUUUGUGGGUGAAUGUGUUUGAUCCAUUUUUCAGGUAUUUUUCCCUUGUAGCCCCAGUUUUUAGAUCAGCGAACUUGUAGCUUAUUUAUAGGACAUUCCACUUUUAUGUCGAAUCCUUUAGGGAAUUUGAGAUGGAGGCAGGUGUGGAGGUUUGAAGAAGCCAGUUAAGAUAAAAAUAUCUGACACUUAGCAGCUGAAGUGAAAGUUAAGUGUUGCUCAUGGGUAGAACAAAAUCAAAAACUUAAACUUAAUUCAACUCACUUUGUUUAAACAUACAAGCGUCCUCUUAAAUCUUUUGCUGACCAAGCAACGUGAACAUAUGUGCAGUAAAACUCAGACAGGCCAGAGCAGUGUUCCCAAAUUAGGCGGAUACAUGAUGUUAUGCGAGAUGCAACUGGUUUCAAUUCAAAUAUACCUGGACAUAUAUGUAUAUUUGAUAUGCUUGAGUUAGAUUGAGCUCAGCACAGCUGGAUGUGUAUUUCAAAAACUCAUCUGAGCACAACACAAUACAGCAUAGCGGCCUGUUUUCUCUCUGCUGAUGUAUAUCCAACUCUGCUGGCACUCCUCUGCAUCCCUUGGGUUUAUUCCAGUUGUCAUGGUAACACGUUGCAGCCUCAUUGACCUAAAUACCCAAAAAUGAGGAUUAUAUCAUGACAAGAUGUAGCAUCCCAUGCUUAACACAGCGUGUCUGGGUAGUUUGCACUUUUUUUUUUUUUCUUAACUACAGCCACUCUCCUGUAGGUAGAUUACGCUAUAGAGCUGCAGAGAAAUGAAUUUAAAAUUUGACUUCUGCUCCUUUUUCCUUUUGCAAGCCUCAUCAGAGGUGAACACUAAAAUAAGAUAGAAGUUUUACUCCUUAUAUGAAGAAGAAACCGUGCUGUCAGAGAGGUCACAGGUUCAGCCGGGUGCAGGUUCAGUCACACAUUUUGGAGUCAGAGGUCAGAUCCUGGGGGUACUUUGAAUGUAUAGGGUCGAUGUUUUUUGUUUAUUAUUUUUUUUAAAUAGUAGCAUAGAAGAUAUAGUGAUGCACAGAUUGAUUUCUCAAUGUCACAGUUUUUGGUGGUAUGGCUGGUGCUGUUUUAGUCCAUUAUAGGUCUUGUGUGUCUCAUGGCUUUUUAAAAAAAAGAAAACGGUUUUCCUGAAUCAUUCCUCAUCGGCAUCUUGCCCACACUGAUGCAGUCUCAUCCUUUCCUAGUGCUGCAGGCUGUGUUUUAGAAGUGUAACUAACACAAAUAUCUGGUCUCUUAUGCGUUGUUUUCUUUAUGACAGUUUCCUUCACUGGGGCAGGGAGCAAGUUCUAAAAAAUAUAUACAAAUAGAGAAGAUAUCUUCAAGUUAAACCCACAAGUAUUGUGUGUAUGAAAUCUUAAGGUGCUCUGUUUACACUCUUCCAGUAUCAACAUUGACUAUGCGUUAUGAGGUUUUUUUUCAUACUCUAGAAAGAUGUAAAAACUCACUGCAGACAUUAAAAGGUACUUUUUUUUUCUG